Molecule: messenger RNA, 2256 nt
Organism: Didymella exigua CBS 183.55
Lineage: Eukaryota; Fungi; Ascomycota; Dothideomycetes; Pleosporales; Didymellaceae
Product: pyruvate decarboxylase
Exons: 5
Coding region: 317-2149 (610 amino acids)
Molecular function (GO): thiamine pyrophosphate binding; carboxy-lyase activity; magnesium ion binding
Source: RefSeq, a predicted model, not a curated record
CGAUGAAGGGAUUUCCCCGCAUUGUGGGGCUGGGCCGCUUUGUACCGAGGCUGGGGCAUGCAGUACGAUACACCGACGCCCUGCAACACCACGCCCUGCAAGUAGACGCCUGUUAAUUACAUGACUUUAUUUCUGUAGAUACUUCAGAGACAAUCAUUCAAUUUUGUAUGUCGUGGUCGUCUUGUUGCCACAGUCUUACAUUUGAGGUCAAGUCAUACUUGUCAUACUGUCAAGUCACAUCGUAAUCCGCACUAAAGCAAACACACUUCAGCUCCAUUGCCGACGACAUCUUCCUAAACAGGCUACGUCUUUGGAAAUGGCCUCAAACGGGAGUACAGAACCAGCCCCGGAGGGGGUAAAGACGGGGAGGAUCACCCUUGGGCGGUACAUGUGGGAGCGUCUUCACCAAGUCGGUGUUGAAACUAUAUUCGGCGUACCUGGCGAUUUCAAUCUGCAAUUCCUCGACUCCAUCUACCAAACUGGCGGACUCAAGUUCAUCACCAACCAAAACGAGCUCAAUGCCGCAUACGCUGCUGAUGGAUAUGCCAGAGUAAAGGGCGCGCCAGGAUGCUUCGUCACUACUCACGGCGUGGGCGAGCUGAGUGCUCUCAACGGUGUAGCCGGUGCAAUGUCGGAGCAUGUCAAGUUGAUCCACGUCGUCGGCCAGACGACACGCACGAUGCAGAAGAACCACAUGAUGAUCCACCACUCCAUCGGACGAAAGCCAGACCACCAGACCUACAAUAGAUGCUCGGAGCCUGUACGAUAUGCUGCAGCAGAGCUAUGGGACAUUGAGACUGCGCCUGCCGAAAUCGACCGCGUCAUCAGGGAAUGCUUCAUUAAAUCCGGCCCAGUGUACAUAUUCUUACCCCUCGACUUGUCCGCCGAGGAAGUUGAAGCUAGUCUUCUCGACACCCCAAUUGACACCUCUCCGUACAUCGACACAGAAGCCCAGAACGCGGCAGUCCACGCCAUAACCAGCGCUCUAAGCGCCGCAAAACAUCCCAGCAUCCUCAUCGACGCUCUCGUACAACGCUUCGACGCCAUCUCCGAGACACAACAGCUCAUCAACACGCUAUGCGUACCCGUCUUCUCAGCAAACAUGGGUAAGGGCAUCAUCGACGAAACCUCCCCGUUCUACAUUGGGGUCUGGAACGGCGCGAUCGGAACCCCCGGUGUGCUCGAAGCCGCCGAAUCCGCAGACCUCAUGAUAACGCUAGGCUACCUGCCUGCAGACACAAACUCAGGCGGGUUCAGCCGCAAGAUAGAAGAAGCAAAGACAAUCCACAUCAAUCCGCAUUCUGUCGUUGUCUUCGGCAAAGAGUAUCCCAAGACCAGUAUCAAGCCGCUGCUCGCUGCGCUUGUAGACGCUCUGCCCGCGACGCCGCAGCAUAGUGUCCCCAAGGCUGUGCUCCCACCACCAAGGACCCCGCUGGAUAGAGAUGCGAGCCAUAUCACGCAGUCGUGGCUGUGGCCGCAGAUCGAGAAGUUCCUGCAGCCGGGCGAUGUGAUUGUCGGCGAGACAGGAACUUCCGUCUUUGGACUAUGCGACAUUGCGUUCCCGCCGUCUGUUCAAUUCAUAGCACAAGUCUACUACGGUAGUAUUGGGUACGCGAUGGCUGCGACGCUGGGCAUUGAGAUUGCGCGGAAAGAGCUCGAAGGGAAGGCGUCGAGACAAGGAAGAACGGUGUUGAUCACAGGAGACGGUUCAAUGGCACUCACGAUCCAAGAGCUCGGGACCAUGAUCAAAGCCGGCAUCGCGCCUGUCAUCUUCAUCAUCAAUAACGAAGGCUACACAGUCGAGCGCCUGAUCUGGGGCGCCCAGCAACCGUACAACGAUAUCGUUCCCCAUGACUACUUACACCUCCUCCCGCUCUACCACCACCCCUCGCCCGACACCAGCUUCCACCGCGCGACCACCAAGACGCAGCUCGAGCUCAUCCUGGGGCAGAAAUGCAUCAAGACGCCCGUGCAUCUGCAGCUGAUCGAGCUCGUGGUGCCGAAGAUGGAUACGAGUUGGCGCUUGGGCGCGCAGCUGGCGUGGCGGGGCGAGAAGGAUGCGGAGAGGCUGACGAGGGAGGGGUUUGUGGAUACGUAUGGAGGGUGGGGAUUGGAGGGCGUGGAGAAGGGCAGUGUGAAGUGGAGUUGAGCGUGUGGACUAGAGGGGGUUUCUGGCGCGUGCCGAUCAGCGAGCUAAAGGUUGCAUCGUGGGUGUGUAGUGCAUCGAGCAAUAGCAAUCAUGUUUAUCCUGAGACA